UGUUUCACGCAUGAUACGCAUAAUAUAUUAUUUUAGCCUUGUUUAACAUUCAGUGAACAACAAGGAUAAAAUUAUACGUCAAGCACAUCAUGCACGAAAUGAAAUGCAGCUGAAUUCUAACCUAACCUAACCUGUAAUUUUGCUGAUAUCGCUGAUGAUCAUUUAUAACCUAGAUCUGAACUGUCAAAGUGGAAAAUGACAUAUAAUAUUAAUUAGUGUCUAAUCGCAAAGUAACGUGUUAUCCUUACUAACGUGUUAUCCCAUGUAAUUCGUUCUAAAGGCUUCACGAUGUUUGAAUUGCCAGCAGAAUUGAUAGCUAAGCCUUUAGCUCUGAUAGGUUUGACUGGAUUAGACAUUGCAAAUCCAGUACAUCGCUCUAUCUGGGAUGCAUUCAGCAAUAAUCGUAGACCGGAUUGCGCAGCCGUUCAGUUCAAGCUUCUCGGUUUGGCGCACGAAUUUCCUACUGUCAAGCCAAAGCGUAGCUCAUACGAAUGGUACAUACCUAAAGGAAUUUUAAAACGGAACUGGAUAAACAAGUAUCUCAAUGAUAUUCCUUCUGUGGUUGUUGUGUUCUAUGAUUUAGACUGGAAUGAUCCUUUGUGGAAUGAGAAAAAGAUGGAAUGUGCAUCUAGAGUGCAAUCUUUAAGAGCCGCUCUCGACGGAAGAAGUACGAAAAUAGCUGUAGUGUUGAUACAACAUGCAGUUCAACCGCUUCCUGGUGCCGAAGACGUAGUCGCGACUGAGCGCGCAACAGCGUUGUGUGGAGCUUGUGAUUUAACAGCAAAGCUUUUGUACAUUCUGCCGCAUGCUGAUCACUUACUGGGAUAUAUAUCGAGGCUAGAGACGGCGUUCUACGAUUUGGCACAAAACUUUUAUCAUCACGAAUAUCGGAAUGUUAAAAGUCAUCGCGAUCAGCUCACUAAGAAUGUUCAUCAAUACUUAUUUGUUCGACAUCAAUUUAAAAUGGCAUUCUUGAACGAACUCAAGCAGGAGUUGCAUCUUGCUCAAAAGCAUUACAUGCAAGCUUACCACAAUCUUCUUGAAACAAGAAUGACGGAUGCAAACGCAGUGGAGAUAAAAACCAUUGCUGGUUUCAUAAAUUAUAAAUUGUGUAGAAUAAUGUUUAAUUUGAAUCUUCCAUUUGCAGAAUUAUUUGAUGAGGCUAUUCGUCAAGGAUUACCUGCUGUUCAAACGCAACAUCCAGGGUAUUAUUUCCAAUUGGCUGCCAAUCAUGCAAGUUUAAGACAAUCUGCGUGUAAAGAACUCUGUCAGCAUAUAAGCAGCUAUCCAGAUCCUGAUCCAUUACUAGGUGAAGAGAAACUGGAAUUUUAUGGACAACGCCCAUGGAGACCUGGGAAAUUAAGCGCGGAACCAGCAGACACAGCUCGAGAAGCUAUUGGCAUACAAGCUUUACAACAUAGGGAAAAGACUGCAGUUAAUCAUUCUAUGAUAAUUAUUGGUUUACUAGGAAACGCGAUAUCGCAAUUCAAAAUAUACCGUUGUCCAAGAAUGCGACGAUUAUUAGUUGUACAAAUGGCAGAAGAGUACUUUAAUGCUCGGGAUUAUGGCAAAGUUCUUACAUUAUUGAUGCAUAUGUUGUGGGAAUAUCGUGGUGAACGAUGGCCAGUCUUACUCACAGAUAUUUUAAAAAAUGCGUUGCGAGCCGCAUAUCUGUCGACCAAUAUCCAAGACUAUCUUACUUUGACCCUCGAAGCUUUAGGACCUGAAACUACAUUUUCAGAGGAACGACAAGCUAUUAUUUAUAAUAAUAUUAUGAAUAUACUACAGAAAAAACCACCGAAUCCAGAACCAGAUUUGCCAGAUGACAUUAAGCAUCCUGCCGUGGAAAAAUGGAUGUUGGAAUUAAAUCGUUCAGAGCCAAAUAUUUUUACAAUUGAUGAUAACAACAUGACAUCAUUUGUCGAUCUUAAAGCAAGAUUCUUGCAACAAACAUACGCAGUGAAUACAAUGAUAACAGUGGAAGUUAUCGUAAGGAAUUCUUACUGUGGCGUCAUUGAAUUUUCCAAUGCAUCGAUAACAAUCAGUGGACCAGGUUACAAUGCUGAAAUUCCGAUUGAUGAGACUCAACAGAGAGAUCUUAUUUUUCAACCUAAGGAAACGAAAAAGUUUUACUUCAACUUUAGAGCGCCUCAUCAAAAUGAUGGCGCAGAAAUUCGUAUUAGCACAGUUUCCUUACAAAUGGGUGAUAGCGCUCAUUGUUGUAUUUUAUUGAGAUUUUCAGCUAUGGGUAGAGAAACGAAUUUGUUGGAUCGUUUGUAUCCUGAAAUACAACAACUUCGUGGAGGUGAGUUUGAGGCAAUAAGACCGUUAAUUCACGCGGAGAUUAAACGGGAAGAGUCGAGUUUAAGUCUAGACGCAGAAUCCAACAAUCCUGCGCUUUUAGGCGAGUGGCUACCCAUCACGAUAUCGCUAUCAGCCAAUGAAAGUGUUAAUGCAGUCUAUUUACAUAUAAUACUUGUAUCAGAUGUUAGCAAUGAGCAAUCAACUGAAUUAAGCAUUAAUAUGCUUAGUAAAGAAUCAAAAAUAUCUAUUACCGUUGGCGAUAUGACAAAAGGCACUUCGACCAAACAUAUUGUGCAUAUUAGAGCACAUAAAGUAGGCGACAGAAAUAUUAUAAUAAAGGCAGACUAUACGAGACCCGAACAAAUUAGAGGAAGCAAAGAAUUAACAUAUUUGUUGGCGGUUAAGAAACCAUUCGAAGUUGCAACACAUUUUUACACUACGCUAUUCGAACCAUUAACAAAGGGUUUUGUUAAUGAGUCUUUUAUCAUUAUGCCCCAUAUUACAUGCGUUUCUCCAUCGCCUAUAAACAUCCUAAGUACUUCUGUAGAAUUGGCAGAUUCUAUUCAAAGAGAGAACAAUCUCGACAAUGAGGAGUCCAUUUUAUCGGGUGUUAAACUCUGUGAUGGUGAGACAGGGACUGAUGCCUAUUGCUUGAUUCCAAAGAUAGGUGGUGAGCAGCCAAUUAGUAUUGGAGUAUAUACCAUCAAGUGGAAAAGAGCAAAUGACGAAACUGCGUUAGAAACAAGUAGUAGUGUAACUUUAGCUCCUUUAUGGGUCGAAGAUACGGUAAUCGGAUUGGAAGCCAAAAUGCCGGCCCACGGAUGGGUUCGCACGCCGUUCUGUAUAUCAUAUUUUAUAAAAAACCAUUCUGAUUACCUCGUCACUUUGCGUCUAGCUAUGGAAGGCAGUGAUGCCUUUAUGUUUGCUGGACAAAAACAAGUUGAUAUUUACAUACUGCCUAGAAAUAUUCGAAGGGUUGAUUGGGUUUUACGACCGCUAGUCGCCGGUUUUGUCGCUCUUCCAACAUUAUCGCUAACUGUACCUGCAGAUGAGGAACACAAGCUGGGUAAAAAACGACUAUCUGAGAUGAUUGAACGUUCAUUGCCGAGUCAUAUAUAUAUACUGCCGAAGUCGCAAUCUUUAGGAGAAUAAAUAAAUUCGUCGUUGGGAUAUUUUCUUUUUACGAAAAGAAAAAUAAAUCUUUCCUCAAUCGAAAUGCGUUAUAAUAUUAUAACAUCAAUUUUGCACAGACAAUUAAAUAAGCUAAUAUAUAUAUAUAUGUAUCAUAUUUAUUAAAGUCACGCGAAUAUAAACUUUUCUUGGAUAUAAU
Molecule: messenger RNA, 3634 nt
Organism: Wasmannia auropunctata (little fire ant)
Lineage: Eukaryota; Metazoa; Arthropoda; Insecta; Hymenoptera; Formicidae
Gene: gry
Product: trafficking protein particle complex subunit 11-like
Exons: 21
Coding region: 289-3456 (1055 amino acids)
Cellular component (GO): cytoplasm
Source: RefSeq, a predicted model, not a curated record